UGGAGCCUCGGCUGCCUCCGAGGUGAGUCGCGUACAGCCGCCUCCUCUGGUUGGUGUCUGGAGUGGAGGGAAAGAGGCGGGGACGCUUCCUUCGCGCCUCUCGGGCAUGAGCAGCACCGGCUUCUGCGCGCCCAGGGACCUGAGCCGGAGGUUGGGGAAGAAGAUCUCCUUCCACGGGGGAGCCGAGACCUUCCGAAGAGGGCCCCGGCGCGGGAGAUGUGCUGCUUUCCGGCGGCUCCUCGAGCAGCAUGUUCCCCGAUACUGGCGCUAACACCUCCUCUGGCAGGGGCAGCGGGCAGGUGGAAUCCGCGGGGGCCGCCGUCGGCUCCGGCGCCUCAGGAGCCCCAAGUCCCGGGCGCGGGGAGUCCUGCAAGAAGAGUAGCAGCGUCCCAGCCGCGGCCGAAGGCGACGGCGAAGAGGACGAAGAAGAGGCGGCGGAGGCGGCGGCUCCCAUCCUGUGGACCCGCUCCAUUCUGGCCACUGGACUGGGGAUGGUGGGGUUGGCCGUCUUCCUCUUCCAUCUGGGGCAGCAGAAGCCGCCGCCGGAGAAGGAGGAGGAGGUCGGCGGAGAGCUGUACGUGGCCUGGCUCCUGCUCCGGCUUGUCUUGUACCUGGUUUGUGCUGCCGGCGCCUUCUUACUCGGUUUCUUGCUGGCUCUGGGGAGCCAAAAUCGCGGCCGCCUCCGACCCCUGCCGGCUUUCCUUGCCGCUUGGAAGCGCCGUUACCCGGGAAGAGCGAGCGCGGCGCCGUUCUGGCCAGCUGCCGGGAACCUCAUAUUUGGAAAUGGACAAGAACCAGUCCAGUCAAGGAGAGUGGUAAUUUCUCAUAACAUGGACAAAGCUCUGAAAGAAGUGUUUGACUACAUCUAUCGAGAUUAUAUUUUGUCUUGGUAUGGAAACCUCAGCAGAGAUGAAGGACAGCUGUAUCAUCUUCUGUCUGAAGACUUCUGGGAAGCUGCCAAGCAGCUGCGGCACAGACUCCGUCACAUUGAUGUAGUUAAAGUCAUUUGCAAUGAUGUAGUGAAAGCUGUGCUCAACCAUUUCUGCGAUCUUAAAGCAGCCAAUGCCAGAUUGGAAGAACAACCACGGCCAUUUUUACUGCAUCCUUGUUUGAGGAAUUCUGAAGAAGAGGCAAGAUUCCUGCAAGCAUGCUCUCAGACUCUGGUCUAUUGUCUUCUGCCCUCAAAGGAUGCUCAGUCUUUAAGCUUGCGUAUAGUCCUGGCAGAGAUACUUGCAGCAAAAGUACUGAAACCAAUGGUAGAGCUAUUGAGUGAUCCAAACUACAUCAACCACAUGUUGCUUGCCCAGAUGGAAUACAGAGAACAGCUGAUUGAGCAUCACAAGAGAGCUUAUACAUAUGCUCCUUCUUACGAAGAGUUCAUCAAGCUUAUUAACUGUAACUCAGAUGUUGAGUUUCUCAAACGAUUAAGGUAUCAGAUUAUGGUGGAAAUAGUUCAAGCAACCACUAUCAGCAACAUCCCCCAGAUGAAACGCCAAAAAGAGAACAAGGUUAAAGAAACUGCUGCAAUGAAAGCAGAUCAUUUGAGGGCCAGAAACAUGAAAAGAUAUAUUAAUCAACUAACAGUAGCAAAAAAACAAUGUGAAAAACGCAUACGACUUCUGGGAGGCCCUGUUUAUGAUCAACCAGACGAUGGUAUUUUUGAGGAUAGUGAAAGUCCUCAGAGCCAAAAGAUACUUCAGUUUGAAGAUAUAUUGUGUAAUCCAUCCUACAGAGAGCACUUUCAAAUAUACAUGGAAAGAAUGGAUAAGAGAGUUCUGAUCAGCUAUUGGGAAUCUGUAGAAUACUUGAAGAAUGCUAACAAGGCCGAAAUACCUCAACUUGUGAGUCAAAUCUAUCAGGAUUUUUUUGUGGAAAGCAGAGAAAUUCCUGUGGAAAAAAUACUAUACAAAGAGAUACAACAGAGUCUUGUGGGCAACAAGGGCAUUGAGGUGUUUUAUAAAAUUCAGGCUGAUAUUUAUGAAACAUUGAAAGACAGAUACUAUCCAUCAUUCAUUGUCAGUGAUUUAUAUGAGAGGCUGAUCAAGAAAGAAGAGAGGACUCCAGUCCAAAUGGCAUCUGAUGACAAAGAUGAUAGACAAGUUUGUGAAGAAGUUAUUGAUGGAGGAAGCUCAGUAAUUAAUGAACAGGCCAGUUUUGCUGUAAAUAAACUACGCCAAUUAAAUGACAAACUUGAAUACAAGAGACAAGCUCUAAAUUCUCUCUGUAGUUCACCAAAACCUGACAAAAAGAUUGUUUCUAAAUUGAAAGAUGAAAUCAGUCUGAUGGAGCGAGAACAUAGUGACCUUCAAUUGCAUAUUGAAAGAACAGACUGCUGGUGUGAAAAUCUUGGCAUGUGGAAAGCCUUCAUUAAUACUGGAGAGGUCAUUGAAGAAAAUGGUGAACAAGUUCCCUACUAUUCUGUUGUAGUGAUAUUACAGGAGAUUGGCAGGGUUGAAGCAAAGGAGUGGACAGUUGUCCGAAAGCUCAAUGAGUUUCAAAGUCUGCAUCGGAAACUCAGUGAGUGCUUUCCAUCAUUAAAGAAAACUCAGUUGCCAUCACUCAGCAAAUUGCCCUUUAAAUCUGUAGACCAGAAAUUCAUGGAGAAAUCUAAGAACCAAUUAAAUAAUUUCUUACAGAAAUUGCUUUCUGAUGAAAGGUUGUGUCAGAGUGAAGCACUUUAUGCCUUCUUAAGCCCUUCUCCCGAAUACCUUAAGAUUAUCGACAUACAGGGAAAGAAGUCAACAUUUUCACUCUCGUCCUUUUUGGAGAGGCUUCCUGGUGACUUCUUUUCUCAUCAGGAGGAAGAAGCUGAAGAUGAUGAUCUAUCUGACUAUGGGGAUGAUGUGGAUGGAAAACGGGAUGCCCUUGCAGAGCCUUGUUUCAUGCUGAUAGGAGAGAUUUUUGAGCUGCGAGGAAUGUUCAAGUGGGUGAGGAAGACACUAAUUGCACUAGUUCAGGUCACUUUUGGAAGAACCAUCAACAAACAAAUUCGUGACACUGUAAAUUGGAUCUUUAGUGAGCCAAUGCUUGUUUACUAUAUCAAUAUAUUUCGAGAUAUGUUUUGGCCAAAUGGGAAACUGGCAUCCAGCACAAAGCCUAUAAGUGAACAGCAAAGUAAAGAAACAAAACAGAAAGCACAGCAGAAACUACUUGAAAACAUUCCAGACACACUCCAAAGUCUCGUUGGACAGCAAAAUGCUCGCCAUGGCAUAAUCAAAGUGUUCAAUGCACUACAAGAAACCAAGGCCAAUAAGCAUCUUCUUUAUGUAUUAUUGGAAAUGCUGCUACUUGAAUUGUGUCCUGAACUGCGAAUUCAUUUAGAGAAGGUUAAAGCAGCUCAGGUUUGAAUGUUCAGGUGAAUUAGUAAGAAGAAUGUCUAUUGGUAAUAAUAGACAUUAAACAUUUCCCUCUUUUCCAUAGAGGGUUGACUGAAAACUUCUGAGAAUUUGUAUAUUUUUCUUUUCUUUUUUUUAGAUUUACACAAAGCAAAGGAAAGCAGACUUGAAAAGAACAGAUGAUAGGGUAGAAUGCCAGCAAUGUGUAGUUUCUGGCUUUUAUUUAACUUGUUAUAUGAAUAAAUCUCUUUAAGAUACAGAUUGAAAUGUGAAUGUUAAUAUAAGAUAUAUGAAAUAUAAAAUAUUUUAAGCAUUUACAAAAGGCAUUUUGCUUUAGUGAUAUCUUAAUGGAUGUUGUACAGUUAUUUUUUUCGCUGAAGAUACUCACUGUUUCUCUAUUUUCUUGUGUUUUGAUGAGCCUUGUUGUGCAAUAUAUGUAAAGAAACUGUGUAAAUUUUACUGCUUUUAUUUUUACCAAAGAUUUUCCAUAGUUUGCAGCCUUUGUAAGCAAUAAAUUAUAAAAGUAGA
This is a messenger RNA of Thamnophis elegans (Western terrestrial garter snake), 3863 nucleotides long. RefSeq names its product sorting nexin 25 (gene SNX25). The coding region runs from base 249 to 3347 and encodes 1032 amino acids. Gene Ontology annotation, cellular component: early endosome membrane; intracellular membrane-bounded organelle. Gene Ontology annotation, molecular function: phosphatidylinositol binding. The transcript is spliced from 19 exons. The record is from RefSeq and is a predicted model, not a curated record. Lineage: Eukaryota; Metazoa; Chordata; Lepidosauria; Squamata; Natricidae.